This is a messenger RNA of Diplodia corticola, 1842 nucleotides long. Its product is annotated as adenosine trna methylthiotransferase. NCBI's taxonomy places the organism in Eukaryota, Fungi, Ascomycota, Dothideomycetes, Botryosphaeriales, Botryosphaeriaceae. The transcript is spliced from 4 exons. The coding region runs from base 1 to 1842 and encodes 613 amino acids. The record is from RefSeq and is a predicted model, not a curated record.
AUGAUGGCUUCACAACAGGCUCUGCAACCGACUGACGAUACCGGUCGCUGGAUCGUGCACAAGGCUCCGAAUGUCGAUCCGGCCUGGGCCCUCGCAGAUGCGAUAAGGCAGCGCCCCCUUCCACCACCUUCUCCCGCACUGCAGCAGAAGAAAACGCGUUACGUUGCCUACAUACAGGGGUUUCUGUCGCGUUCGAACGACACACAUGCAACAACGGCGUUCCGCACUUGCACGACCUGGGAAGCAGUCCGAAAGGAGGCUGAGGAGGCACUGGACAUCUAUGCGAACCAGGGGAAGUCCUGGAAUAAUCCUUUCCGCAGAACGAAAAGGCUUGUCGGGAACAUGUCGUGCCGGAUUGAGUUCCUCACUGUGCUUAUCCCCUCUGGCGACUACCUUGGGGCGCUGUGCGGCGGCUUGAAGUUGGUGUACCAGGCAGCAAGGCGCAGCAGGGACUUGCGGGAACUUAUCUUGGGAUCAUUGCAGGCUCUUGAAGUGGAGAUUGACUACGCCAAGACAUACAUCCGCGAGUAUGCAUGGAACGACGAGCUGCGACAGAAGACGGAGAACCUAUACAUUGCGGUACUUGAUGCAGUCGAGGAGAUCACCAAAUGGAUCGAGAAGUCCAAGGGAUUACGCGGCUUCUUUUUCGAACCAGUCAAGGCGGUUGUGCAGCAAGGCGACUACGGAAAAAAGCUUGAAGCCGCUGUGAAAGACAACGUAACAGAAAAGGUCGAAGCGUUUGAUCGUGCCGUCCAAGCAUGCCUGCACACCGAGGUCCGCGAUACCGGUAAAAAUGUCAUCACGGUGGGGCGACUGCUGGAAGUCGUCCAUGGCCAGAUCGAUGGCCAGACAGGAGAUCUCCAAAAGAUGUCUGCAACUGUCAGCACUCUAGAAGACCUUUCUCUACGAAAACAACAGCGACUCCAAGACGAGCGACAACGAGAGUUGCAGGCCCGCAAUGAACAGCAUCUCAUCCAAAUCCUACGAACACAGCAAGCCCUCAAUGCAAUGGCCAAGCCAUGGCAACCCACAGUGAGCCUUCCACAGAUACUGACAUGUCUGCGCCUGGCGGAAGCGGGCCCCAACCAAGAUGUCACAGAGCAGGUGGUCGAUAGAAUCGGCAUGGAGCGAGAACUUGUCCUCCACUUUGGCCGCACCAUGAACACCCACCUCCAGGGCCGCAUAUCAACUACAAUGCAGGACGUCCGCUUCGGAGAGUGGUUCAAAGCCCCGCAGUCCAGGACCCUUGUCAUAAGUGGUAUGGACAUGAACACCCUCCAGAGCGACAUGGUAUCCCCACUCAGCUACAUGUGCGCCGUUCUAGCCAGGGCCGUGGCCGAGGUCCAGCACGCCAAGCCGCUCGCCUUCUUCUGCCGACUCCACGCCGAUCCCAGUGAUGGCAUGACCGGCGCCGCGGGCAUGAUGCGCUCUCUCAUCGCCCAGUUGAUCCUGUUCCACACCGAGGUAUCGGGCCUACUGGACUUCCUCGGAGCUGCCGAUCUGCAACUCAUCGGAACGAAUGAUGUGCCGGCUCUAUGCCGACUCUUCGAUGAGCUGGUCAAAAGGAUAGGGUCCGGUGUCAUCAUAUGCAUGAUCGAUGGCAUCAACUUCUUCGACAAAGAGAUGCAUGCUCGUGGCUUGCACUACGCCAUGCAGUUUCUCAACAGUCUAGUAGAGGCGGCUGGGUCGAGCCACAACCGUAUGGUCUUCAAACUGAUGGUGACAAGCCCGACAACCAGCGAGUACUUCCAAUAUUGGUUUCCGAACCGGCUUGAGUUGAUCAUGCCUGGGGAGAUGCUGGUUCAGGGGCAAGGAUUCAAUGAGCUGAGCAUGCUGAAGUAG